AUGACCAAAGGUAACUGGCUGCAGGAGAAAUUGGGAGUUAUGCACAUGUCAUGUUUGCCACAGGGUGAUGGGGGGCAUACAGCAUCUCUUGCCACCUAUGUGAGGAAUGCUAUAGUGAGCUUGAAGCAUGAGAAUGGAUCAGAUCUCUGCACACUUUAUGGAAGCAACAUGACCAAGGUGUUACCUCCUGAUCUGGGUCCUACAAUUGCAUUCAAUUUGAAAAGGGAUGAUGGGUCAUGGUUUGGAUAUCGUGAAGUGGAAAAAUUAGCUUCUUUAUCUGGAUUCUGGGAUCCAGUUGCGGGCUGCUUCUGCUAUCCGUGCAUGUGCAAUCCUGGUGCAUGUGCUAAAAAUCUUGGUUUGUCUCAUUCUGAACUUCUUUCCAAUAUUGAGGCUGGCCAUGUUUGCUGGGAUGAUAACGACAUAUUGAAUGGGAAACCAACAGGUGCUGUUAGGGUAUCAUUCAGUAAUAUGUCAACAUUUGAGGAUGCAGAGAAAUUUCUGAAGUUUGUAGUAUCUUCUUUCGUAGUAAAGCCAAAUUUAUCCAGGGAUGCAUAUCCAUUUGAAACACAAUUAUUUACUGGGAGGCAGUUUGUUGGGGGAGUACAUCUGAAAUCCAUCACAAUCUAUCCAGUAAAAUCUUGUGCGGGAUUCAGUGUGCAAAGCUGGCCCUUGAGUAAUACAGAAACUACUGUUGUAAAGUGCUAUAGCGGAAAUAUAGAUGGAGAAACCGACAAUUUUAUUUAUGUCCAAUGCUAUAAAAUUUGUGAUGUACCUUUUGCAAUGUAGUGGUCCUUGACCAGUAUGAGAUGGAUUUGGAGGACUGAGGAAGUUGUGUGGGUUUGAAUUUGAAAGUCUUUGAAGGAAUUAUGUAUGCAUGAAUAUUCAA
This is a messenger RNA of Asparagus officinalis (garden asparagus), 886 nucleotides long. Its product is annotated as molybdenum cofactor sulfurase-like. Lineage: Eukaryota; Viridiplantae; Streptophyta; Magnoliopsida; Asparagales; Asparagaceae. The record is from RefSeq and is a predicted model, not a curated record. The coding region runs from base 1 to 786 and encodes 261 amino acids. The transcript has 8 exons.